ACUUUAAUUGAGUUUAAAACCAAAAAAGCAAUAAUGUCGUCAAAAUUAGUUUUCUUUUUCGUGGCUUUCUUUGCAAUUGCUGCAUUUGCAAAUGCUGAGGACGAGGAGUUGUACAAAGCAUUAGUGAACGUGCAGACUGCCCUAGAACAACAUGGUUCCAAACUUGACAAAUCGACAAUUAGUGUUAUUUGUGGAGGCGUGAAUAUGGUUUGUAAAAUGUUUUGCCCCGCUAGUUACAAUAGUGAUGAUAUUCAUAGCUUGGAAUAUUAUCUCAGUCUUGCUCACAACAUAAUAAAUGAAAUGAAGAAUAAUGGACUUAACAUAGAUGAUCACGCACUUAACGUACUCAAUGGGUUCCAAAACGUUGUUAACGAAUAUUACUUAAGUCUAAGCAAGUUCGAUUGGUGUAAAAUUUGUGACGUUACUAAUCAACUUUGUAGUGCAAUUACUAAAGAAUGAAUUUAGCCAGUAGUUAAAUAUAUACAGUAAGUUAUAAUUGAAGUAAAAAGUACUGUUUUUUUUGUUACAAAAGUUAAACUUGUUAUAUAUGCACAAAUAAUGUAUUCCCGAAUAAAUACAAUAAAUAAACAUAU
Messenger RNA from Onthophagus taurus, 593 nucleotides. The record is from RefSeq and is a predicted model, not a curated record. Lineage: Eukaryota; Metazoa; Arthropoda; Insecta; Coleoptera; Scarabaeidae.